AUGUGCAAUUUCUUCCCAUCUAGAGCGAAAUGCUUGUCUCACACCAGACAGAGCACAACGGAGGAGCUUGCUUUAAAACUGUUCAAUAUAUCCACGGUUGAUGAUCGUUUGAGUUUGAAGCUAUUCCUGCAGGCUGAUAACCGUUUGACCCUGAAGCCGUUUCUGCAACCCAAUGACCGUUUAAAUCUAAAGCUAUUGCUGCUGGCUGAUGACCGUUUGACCCUGAAGUUAUUGCUGUUAGCUGAUAACCCUUUUGACCCUGAAGCUAUUCUUUCGGGCUGA
Messenger RNA from Arctia plantaginis, 282 nucleotides. The record is from the annotation of a GenBank genome assembly. Lineage: Eukaryota; Metazoa; Arthropoda; Insecta; Lepidoptera; Erebidae.